Molecule: messenger RNA, 3075 nt
Organism: Dendronephthya gigantea
Lineage: Eukaryota; Metazoa; Cnidaria; Anthozoa; Malacalcyonacea; Nephtheidae
Exons: 7
Coding region: 1-3075 (1024 amino acids)
Biological process (GO): DNA integration
Molecular function (GO): nucleic acid binding
Source: RefSeq, a predicted model, not a curated record
AUGAAGUUGGCAAUGCCAGGAGUGUUUUGUUACAGAGCAGACAACAUUGAAACCAUUAAGAAGCACUUAGACAACUAUUUAAAGACUGGUGACACCAAAACACCAGAUAGAGGCAGAGGACAUUCUGUCUCCAAAAGAAAUGGUCGUUAUGUCUCUGCAAGCGAUGAAGAAGAUCCUUCAGACAAGGUUCCACCUAAGAAACCUAAAUGCAGUAGAACAAUGUGCACCAAUAAUACUGACAAUAUGGUAGCCAUGGUGAAAGCAAAAUAUAGUUUGAAUGACCGAACAAACAGAAGGUGUUCUAGCAAUGAUGAUGAUACAGAUGAUUACUCAGAUGAUCAAUCAGAUGGAGAGAAUGAUGGCCUGGAUAUUGAAGAUGGUAAUGAACCUGUUUACCAAGGAGCAAUGAUUACCAGAGCACAAAAGGAAGUAUCUGGAAGUGACCUGCAGGAUCCUAUUGCACGAUUGACUAACCUUGGCUGGGUGUGUUUUGGUCCUGCAUUGGCUGAUAAGAAUCCUCGUAGCAGAUCCCGAAGUAACUUUGCUCGGACACAUCGGACAAGUCAAGCUCUGACACAGACACAACUUGACGACACAUUAUGCAAAUUCUGGGAACUCGAGUCGAUUGGUAUACGGGAUGUGAAACAAGAGAUGUCAAUGGAAGAGAAGAAUGUCGUAGAGAAGGUUGCAAAUACUAUUUCGUUAUGUGAUGGCCGAUACACCGUUGGUGUUCCGUGGAAAGAAGAGGAGCCGGGACUGAAGAUUAACUAUGAAGCUGAGCUUGUACAACUACAAAGCCAAGAAAAGUUGCUGAAGAAACGGGGUGUAGACAUAAUGGAGUCUUAUGGCAACAUUUUCAUGGACUAUAAGCAAAAGGGUUACAUAAAGAAAGUGCAAAAGUCGGACAGCGAAAAACAAUGGUUUUUACCCCAUUUCCCAGUCAUUGGACCAGAAAAGAGCUCGACGAGAGUUCGUGUCGUGUUUGAUGCCGCGAUGAGCCAUGCUCAAGAGAACAAGGGAGCUUUUCCUGAAGCUGCAGACUCUGUGGACAACGCCAUGUACGUAGAUGAUCUUUUGGACUCUGCUGAAACGGUCGAGAGUGCAAAGUCGUUGCAAAGCCAGUUGUCAAAUAUGUUGAGCGCCGCAGGAUUCAACUUGCGAAAGCGGGCUUCCGAUGAACCUGCUGUCCUGGAAAAUGUGCCACCAACCGACCGUCUCCCUAUUGUUGAGCUCAGCGAUGGCGAAUCGCCAAAGACCAAGACCCUUGGCGUUUUGUGGGAAGCUAGCUGCGACGUAUUCAUUUUCAAACUAAAGUCACCUGACCCGAACAUCGCACCAACGAAGCGAACUGUUCUUAGUGCAAUUGCAUCACUUUACGACCCGCUGCAGUUCCUCUCCCCAUUCGUGAUAAGAGCCAAGAUCUUAAUGCAAGAAAUCUGGACCGAGGGAUUGAAAUGGGAUGAUGUACUGCUUGAAGCCUUGAAGGCGAAAUGGAAUUGUUGGACAUUCGAACUGCCAGAUCUUUCGAAAGUCUCCCUUCCACGCUGCUUGCGUCUCUCUGAUCCAGAUAUUGUCGAACUGCACUUGUUCUCCGAUGCUUCACAAGAUGCGUAUGGCUCCGUAGCUUACCUAGUUGGCCGCUACAAAGACCUCCCUUUCACAUCACGUAUUGUUGCAUCAAAGUCCCGCGUCGCCCCACUAAAAGCCGUCACCAUUCUGAGACUCGAGUUGUUGGGUGCCGUUCUUUCCAGCCAACUAAGCGUUAGCAUCUCGCACGUUUUGACUAUUGAUCGUAUCGUAUUUUGGACUUACGCAGAGAACGUCUACUAUUGGGUGCGAAACCAAAGUCGUUUGUUCAAACCUUUUGUGGCAAACCGUAUCGCCGAAGUCCAACGCACCUCAAACCCGGAGCAGUGGCGCCACGUGCCUGGAGAAAUGAAUCCGGCAGAUGCUGCAACCAGAGGCCUGACCGCCGUUGAAUUGAGCCAAAGCAGUUUUUUGAUGGAGGGUCCAUUUUUUCUCAAGAGCGACGAGUCCUGUUGGCCUCCAUCACCAAGAAAAGACGUUGCAAAGGUGGAUCUAGAGAAGAGAUCUACAGUCAAAACAUUCACAACGACAUUGAAUGAAACUGAGUUUAUUUCUGUUGCCGACUAUUCCAGUCUGAGACAGUUGUAUCGAGUGGCGUGCUGGAUAAAGCGCUUUAUUCACAACUGUAGACAGAACUUAGACCAGCAGAACUUUGUUCAGACAUUGUCGCCGACUGAACUUAAAGAAGCCGAAGAAUUUUGGGUCAAGCGAUGCCAGUCUGAAGCGUUCCCAAACGGAGUGAAGGAGCCAUGCUUGGCACGGUUAACCCCAACUAAAGAUGCAAACAGACUCCUCCGUGUUAACGGACGUUUAGCAAGAGCUGAAAGUCUUUCUUAUGAAGCAAAGUUUCCACUUCUCCUUCCAAAGAAACAUCCUUUAACAAGAUUGGUUGUGCAGAACGCACACGAAACUCUCGGACAUGGAACUGGAGUGGAACACACGUUGACAGAGUUGCGAGCGCGAUUCUGGAUUGUUAAAGGACGUCGCGUCGUGCGAGAUAUUGUAUCAUCGUGUAAAGAGUGUCGAAGGAGAUUUAGAGUUCAAACUACUGGGCAAAUCAUGGCACCUUUGCCCAACGAAAGGCUACAGUCCUUACAAGCGUUUGACAAUGUUGGCAUAGAUUUUGCCGGCCCGUUUCCGACAAAGCAAGGUCUUGGGAAGACCCGCGCAAAACGUUAUCUCUGUUUGUUUACGUGCCUAGCGACGAGGGCAGUCCCUUUAGAGAUGGCAUAUCAUUUGGAUACGGACUCGUUUGUGAAUGCCUUCCCACGCAUGACAUCAAGGAGGGGAACGCUUUCUUACGUGAUUACCGACAACGGAACCAAUUUCGUUGGAGCAGAACGAGAGAUCAGAGAGCUGGUUCAACAACUGGAGCAAGAUAAAAUCGUCGAGAUGAUGGGCAAGUACCAUCCCAUAGAGUGGAAAUUCAACCCCCCUUCCGCCCCACACUUUGGCGGGGUGUUUGAGGCAAUGGUGAAAAGUGCCUAA